Messenger RNA from Heterocephalus glaber (naked mole-rat), 3422 nucleotides. Lineage: Eukaryota; Metazoa; Chordata; Mammalia; Rodentia; Bathyergidae. The record is from RefSeq and is a predicted model, not a curated record.
AUAGGGACGGGCAGCGGCGCCCGCAGCCGCGCCGCACGGAGCCUACCCAAGCCACGCCGAGCGGCGCCCGACGAGGCGGCCGGACCCGGAGCACCCAUGCUGCUGACGCUGGCCUGGGGCUCGCUGUUCUUCCCGGGGCUCUUCUCGCUCAGCACCUGGGCGCUGCGCCGCUGGCGGCCGGCAUGGAGCUACAACGACUGCGUGAUGGUCGGCACCAGGGUGGUUUCUUCAGUGCAGGCUGUGCUGGCCACCGGGGCAGGGAUCAUCAUCAUCCGUUCCUGCAGCAACGUGGUCUCAGACAGCACCCCUAGCCUAGGAAAAAGGAAAGUGAAGAAACGCUGGAGAGAGCAAGAGUCUGAGACUGAUUUAAGGCACUGGCUUGCCCGAGAAUAUGUCUGGUUUUUGAUUCCGUACAUGGUCUAUGACUGCUAUGCUAUGUACCUCUGUGAUUGGUGCCGAAUCAAAGAGCAGAAUCCUGGACACUCCUUCGUUUUUCGAAAUUUCCUGAGUCAAAACCGCCUUAUGAUCACACACCAUAUGGUUAUUCUCUUUGUCCUUGUACCGGUUGCACAGAGUUUCCGGGGAGACCUUGGAGACUUCUUUGUUGGCUGCAUCUUCACAGCAGAACUGAGCACUCCAUUUGUGUCACUGGGCAGAGUUCUGAUUCAGCGAAAACAGCAGCACACCCUUUUGUAUAAGGUGAACGGAAUCGUCACGCUGACCAGCUUUUUUUGCUGUCGGAUCCUUCUUUUCCCCUUCAUGUACUGGUCCUAUGGCCAACAUCAGGGACUAAGCCUGCUCCAAGUACCAUAUAAUAUCCCUUUCUUCUGCAAUGUGGCCAAUGCCUUCCUCAUCUCUCCCCAGAUCUACUGGUUCUCUUUGCUGUGCAAGAAGGCACUCCGACUCUUUGACACUCCCCAAGACAAAAAGGAUGGUUAAAGAGCCCCCAGAAGUUGGCCAAUGAGGGUGUCUCUUCACAUUAGCUGCCGCCUCCACUCAGUAUUCCAUGGACCAAACUGUGCCCUAGGUGGCCUCAGCCUUUUGGGUAUUGAUAAGUGAUGGCUUUGAGUUUUUCUUUAAAAAUAUUCCUAUUACCUCCCUCUUCUAACCUGCCCUUUUGCAAAAGCACUUUUUAUGGUUAUCAGCUAUUAGGUGCUGUCAGCUCUCUGUUAGCAGCAAAGUUGUUUUAAUGUAAGCCCAGGGAUCCUUCCUUGGGUCUUAAGAGCUCUGGGAGGUUGAAGCAUGGGACACAGAGGUUGGUGGACCACAGUGCUAAGUGUCUGGGCACUCACCUAUAUUGGUGGCUACCUACCUGUCCAACUACUCAGGGCAGUACCUACAGUACUAGGCCAGCAGAAGCAAAUGAUGAUGACUUGGUUCUUACAAUGUCUUCUUGCAUUGUUGGCCUGGGAAGAUCACUGUGGGUAUGUAGUUUUUAUUGUUUACUAGAUAGUCCAUUAACAGUUCUUUGCCUCAUUCUGUCAUUCAUGUGUCAACAUUGAAUUCCCAUGUUUCAAAAGUCUCAAUGGCAACGGGUAGUGGGAAGGGCUGGCAACAUGAAGCAUUUGAAUAGGUAGGGAGGCCAACAGAAGUCAGCACAAUGUUGGCAGGCUGACUUAGUAAAAGACCAGAAUCAAAGUUAUGAGCCUGCUGCAAGCAGUCAGAAAUAUUAUUCCCAUUUUAAUGACCCUUCAUGCCUAGUUUUUCCUAUGUCCACAUGCAUAGGAGAUACGGGGCAAGCCAGGUGUGGUGCCAUAUGCCUGUCAUCCUAGCACUCAGAGGCUGAGGCAGGAAGGCCACUGAGUUCAAGGCCAGCCUGACGUACACGGUGAAAUCCUGUCUCAAAAAGCAAAAAAACCCCACAACAAUAGGGGCAAAGUGAAAUGAUAGUUUUAAUAGCUAUUUACUGGGUGACUACUCUGACAAUGUGCUUUUCACAUGAAGUAAAAAUGGAAUUCUAUACUACAAGUGUGAGACAUCUCACCUAGACCAGAGUCCUUUUCCUAGAGCCUCCUGAUAAGCCAGAACCCAUUACUAUGUUGAGUACACUGCCAUUUUCCCACAGAAGGCCAGAGAGCAAGAGAGCAGCCAUUAUGUCCUGUGGACCACCACCUUCACCCCCAUGUGCAAACAGGAUCCUGUGGAUCAGAGCCUUCACCCCCAUUUGCAAAUGGGAUCUUCUGGUGUCAACACUAAUCAUUCCUUGUAACUAGGAUGAGUUUGAGAGACUCUACUGCCAGGACUUCUUUUCAAGUGGUAGUAAAACUAGAAUUUUUAAAGUGCCUUUAAUUCAUUGUCCACAAAUUUUAAAGGACUGAAUGAUUAUGUAACAGUGUCUCAAGUUUUGACUGUUUGAAUCUUAAUAGGUGCCAUUUAAAAAAACAUAAAACGGUAUGGUUUUGUGUUUUACAGUUUUGUUUACUAUCACAGGUCAUCCAUGUGGUGAUUAAAUUGCACUAAUUUCCCAACUUAUCUGUGAAAUGUAUCAGUAAUGACUUCCUGUAAUAACCAUCCUGUGACCUAAGUGGACUGGCUGUCAUGUGCUGUAGUUCCUGCUGAUAUAACUGGGAAAGGGUGUGUUAAUGGUUUCAGCUUCCAGGGAGGCCUUGGUCAUACCUUACUGAUAUGCUGGUUCAAGGUCCCACAAAUACACUGAAGGUGCCCAGGAUCAAGCCCAAUGGCAUGUAACUAGGCCUUGCCUUGUCUUCACAAGUGAAACUCAGGGAGGAACCAGAAGAUGGAAGCCCCAAGCAGUUUGCUUAAAGGAGGGAACUUGAGCAGUGCCCCACUUUGAAUGAGGGUGUGGAUAUGCAAACGAUGGGGACAUCUUUUCUCUCCUUUGUCUCCAAAAUACCAUCUCCAACCAGUUAUAAUUUUAUAGUAAUACCCUAGAAACUUUAAAUCCCUGCCCCACCCCCCCACACUUAAAUUCUUUUUUUUUAUCACUCUGAACGCACCAUUCCCUAAUCCUACUCAUUCAUCAAAACCAUGACAAACCAGCCCUCGGCAGAAGGUAACCAUACCCAUCCUCUAUGCACAUCUCAGGUGUUCAACUGCCCUGGUGGCACAGCCCAGUCUGCAAGAUGGACCAGGUUGGGGCUGGAUGGCAGUCCUCCCUGUGGCAUACACACAUUCUUGAGGUCAUCCAUCAAGAACACUUACCUGUUUCUUGGUGCAGCUGUUUCACUGUAUAAUGGUGCAGGCCUCCUGAACACAAAUCACACAGCCAUUCAGAGAUAGAGCCAGAGCUAGAACAUUCUUUUCCCAGUUCUGGCCUUUCCAAGACACCUCAUGAAAAAGUAUUAAAUGUUGAAAUGACUCUUGAAGAGGGUCUCAAAUUGUUUUUGUACUGGGGAUUGAACUCAGGACCUUGCGCUUACCAGGCAGAUACGGCACACUGAGCUACAUCCCCAGCCUGAAGG